ACAAACUCUAGGGAAAGUUUUGAACGCGCUCAGGAAUGGGUAUCUGAGUGUUUGAAAACGCACACCUGCCCAAAACCUGAUACGGAAAGAGUCCUGCUACCAAAAAGGUUGCUUAUGGUUGAGGGUGCUCAAGAUGAAACUAUCAGAUUGAUAGAGACCCGAGGCGAUGAGUACCCCUACGUCUGCUUGAGUCAUCGCUGGGGAGAUCCUAUACACAAACAACUCAAAACAACUACACGAACACUCGAAAGCCACAUGAAGAAUAUUGAGUGGGAGAGUCUACCUGUAACAUUCAAGGAUGCGGUGACAGUUUGCCGGUCAAUGAAUGUAAAGUAUCUCUGGAUCGACAGCUUAUGUAUUCUACAGAGUUUUGCGGAAAUAACACCCAGCGAACUUGAAGAUACUCGGCAUGACUUUGCCCUAGAGAACUCCAAUAUGGCGAGGACAUAUCAGAAUUCUCACUUCACCAUCUCCGCCGAUCUCUCAGACCACAUGGACAGUGGUUUCUUUUCCAGAGAUCCCGUUCACGAGUACAAAAGGGAUGUCAUAACUGAUGACGGCAGUGUAGCUUCUGUAUACAUCAGGAAGCCCCUCAACCACUACCAAGAGGCUAUCCCAAGUUUGGAGACACGCGGCUGGACUCUUCAGGAAUUCCUUCUUCCACCGCGUGUGCUUCACUUUGGUGCAUUUGACAUCACGUGGAGAUGCAAAACAUGCAUUACCUGCGGAUGCGGACAUCUAGAUCGACGCAAGAGGCAACAGGCGGCCUGGCAUCGAUAUCAUUUCAUCGAAAGAGCUGCCAGACCUCCCCCGGACAAUGAAACAAGGGCUCUCGAGUGGUGGGAGCAAGUAGUCCAUGAAUACACGAGCCGCCAACUAACCAACGGCGCUGAUAAGCUUCCGGCGCUGUCAGGCCUAGCACAGCAGCGGAAGCAAGUCAGAGGCGGGGUUUACCUCGCAGGCUUAUGGCAGGACACUCUUAUCCAUGAUCUCUGCUGGUACCAUGUCUCGAAUUACAACGACCCCAGAUCCGGUGGUGUAGGCCACAGACCUGGGUACUAUCGUGCACCUUCGUGGUCCUGGGCUAGUGUUGAUACUGAUUCAGGCUGUAGCUGGUGGUGGAUCGGGCCAAUCUUGCUUCACUCACUUAUGGUCGGCGAGGAGCCGCAGCAAGCAUGUAAUAUUGUCCAAGCUAGCUGUGAACCCUCGACGAGUGAUUCCACAGGCGAGGUUCGGAGUGGGUACCUGGAUAUAAAGACAUCGUUGGCAUCAGCUGAGAUAACCCAGGAUCCUGGAGGACAAGUCUUGUGGACCAUUCACAAUCUUGACCCCUCGCUUAGGCUGGAGUUCUUCAAGCCUGAUUGCGCACUUGAGGACGAUGAUCUGAACUUGGGGGAUCAAAUCUUUUGUGCUCCAAUUGCUGGUAUCGAGAUUAGGGAUCGAGUGGAUUGUGCUUGUCUGGCUUUGAAACGGAUUGACGGCGAUGUGUAUCAACGAGUUGGGUUCUGCACUAUCAGUGGAAGUCCAGACCUUCGAUGUCGCCCCGAAGGUAUUAUAGAACCAGAACUGGAGAACUUUGCGUGGCCGGGCAAUGAACAAACGCAGAUCAGGAUUAUAUAAUCGGCCUGGAAAUGAAUGGUACAAUAGUUUUAUGUUAUAUUCAUUAAGCUAGUAACGGAAC
Molecule: messenger RNA, 1681 nt
Organism: Fusarium verticillioides 7600
Lineage: Eukaryota; Fungi; Ascomycota; Sordariomycetes; Hypocreales; Nectriaceae
Exons: 1
Coding region: 115-1620 (501 amino acids)
Source: RefSeq, a predicted model, not a curated record